Messenger RNA from Sclerotinia sclerotiorum 1980 UF-70, 1860 nucleotides. Its product is annotated as glucose oxidase. NCBI's taxonomy places the organism in Eukaryota, Fungi, Ascomycota, Leotiomycetes, Helotiales, Sclerotiniaceae. The transcript is spliced from 2 exons. Gene Ontology annotation, molecular function: oxidoreductase activity, acting on CH-OH group of donors; flavin adenine dinucleotide binding. The record is from RefSeq and is a predicted model, not a curated record. Bases 1 to 1860 code for a protein of 619 amino acids.
AUGAGUAUUAUAAGAUUUGCGUUUCUAGGCGCCGUCGUUUUCAAUGGCAUUGCCGCAUCACCGCCUCCUGAUCUUUCCUGUAUAAUUGACGAUCCUUAUAAGAUCAAGAACGCCACUUUCGAUUAUAUUGUUGCUGGUGGCGGCUUAACAGGCUUAACAGCUGCUGCAAUCCUCUCGAAAAACCCCAAUAUAAGUGUUCUAGUCAUUGAAGCAGGCUUUUAUGAAUCUGACCAAGGUCCACUCGUUGAAGAUGUCAAUGAGUACGGGAAAAUCUUUGGUAGCACAGUCGAUUGGGCAUUCGAAACACUUAAUCAAACAGCAGAUAUUCCUCAGCAGACGAUCAGAUCUGGCCGAGGUCUUGGAGGAUCAACUCUUAUAAAUGGCGCCACUUGGACACGCCCGCACAAGAUCCAAGUUGAUUCAUGGGAGAAGGUUUUCGGAAAUACAGGAUGGAAUUGGAAUAACUUUUCGACGUAUAUGAAGAGUGCCGAGGAUGUUAGAAAACCAAACGAUGCAGAGAUUCGGGCUGGCCACAAUUUCAUUUCGGAGUGCCAUGGAAAACACGGCCCUGUUCAUGUUGGCCCUCGCAAUACUCGAGCACACUAUUCACCAUUGAUGAAGGCCCUCAUGGAUACUGUUGCUUUGAGUGGUAUCCCGACGAAGAGAGAUUUCAGCUGUGGCAACCCACACGGCGUGUCGAUGUUUCCCAACAGCCUACAUGCCAACUGGAAUCAGACUAGAUCCGACGCCGGUCGAGAAAUGCUUCUCCCAUCUUGCUCUCGGUCUAAUCUCAAAGUAUUGGUCGGUCAAGUAGUUGGGAAAGUACUCCUCAAUUCUCAACCCGAGGCAAUUCAAGCACACGGCGUUCAAUUUGGCACAAACCGACAUUCCAAUUUUGAAGUUUAUGCAAGACAUGAAGUUCUUCUAGCGGCAGGAGCAUUAUCAUCACCAUUGAUUCUCGAAUAUUCCGGAAUUGGUAUUAAAAAAGUGCUGGAAAAUGCUAAUGUUAGUCAAGUACUCGAACUGCCAGUCGGCAUAAAUGUACAAGACCAAACAACCACCACUGUCCGGUCCGAGAUAAAUGAUCUUGGCUAUGGACAAGGUCAAGCUAUUUACUUCGCCACAUUCAAUGAGACCUUUGGCAAAUACUCUUCCUUAGCCCAUAACCUUUUGAAUAAAAACCUGAAGCGAUGGGCUAGAGAGACCGUGGAUAAUGGAGGCUUCAACAAUAUUACAGCCCUCAUAAUUCAGUACGAGAACUACCGCGACUGGCUUACCAAAGACAACAUUGCGUAUUCAGAGCUCUUCAUGGAUACAGAAGGCGCCAUUAACUUCGACCUUUGGACUCUCAUCCCAUUCACUCGUGGGUUUGUGCACAUCCUUCACAGGGACCCAUACCUCCGCCAUGUAAUGACCAACCCACGAUACUUUGGGAAUGAGUUAGACAUCUUAGGCCAAGCUGCUGCUUCAAAGUUAGCGCGUGAUCUUUCGGACGCAGGCAGCAUGGCUCGUUUUUAUGAAAAAGAAGUCAUUCCAGGCGCCACUAAACUAAAACCUGAUGCCAAUCUCGAUGAAUGGAUAUCCUAUGUCAAGCAGAACUUCCGUCCUAACUAUCAUAAUGUCGGCAGUUGCUCGAUGAUGGCAAGAGAACUGGGUGGGGUGGUGAACCCGCAGGGAAAAGUUUAUGAUGUUCAUGGAUUGAGGGUUAUUGAUGCCUCUGUGGUUCCUACACAAGUGAGCGCACACAUAAUGACUGUUUUAUAUGGUAUGGCGGUGAAAAUCAGCGCCGACAUCAUGGUGGACUAUCAUGUGAAGAUGGAGAAGAGUAUGUUAGAGACGGCCAAGCUUGAAUUGAAAUGA